Solea solea (common sole) is the source of this 1271-nucleotide messenger RNA. RefSeq names its product lathosterol oxidase-like. The coding region runs from base 429 to 1271 and encodes 280 amino acids. The record is from RefSeq and is a predicted model, not a curated record. Lineage: Eukaryota; Metazoa; Chordata; Actinopteri; Pleuronectiformes; Soleidae. Gene Ontology annotation, molecular function: iron ion binding; oxidoreductase activity. The transcript has 6 exons.
CACUUAGAGGACAAUGUAUAAAAAGGGAAUGCAUCACUUGGAAAAACCUGUUAUCGUGUUUUAUCACACCAAUUGUAUGGUAAUAGUGGCGUGUCAUGGUUGACCACAGUCUGAUGGGGGCUUCUAAUCAAAUAAAUGAAACAAUGCAAUUUAAACAGCUUCUGAUAACUACAGUACUCAAGUCAGGACUUUGGUCUCUGUCACUUCUGUAGCAGCACAUUUAAAACAGUGUUCUCUCAAAGAAGCUAAAUUAAGAGAAGCAGAAUUAACCUUGAAAAGCUUCAGUAUUUUGCUGUUUUUGGACAGACACCAUUUUUAACAGGUCGGUGAAAAUAUCUUUUAUUUGGUGGAAAACCCCUUUGAGUGAGACGUGGGCAUUAUUGUGGCGGUGAAGACAUAUAUUUCAACUGCUUUGAACAGAUUUUGCCAUGGAUCGUGUACUGAGCAUAGCCGACCAUUACGUCUUCACGCCGUACGUUUAUCCAGCCUCGUGGCCCGAGGAUGAAGCUCUGCGUCAGAUCAUCAGCCUGUGGGUGUUGACCACCCUGGGAGCAGAGCUGAUUUACCUGGGCUUUGGUGCUCUGAACUUCUAUUGUGUGUUCGAUCAUACGCUGAUGAAACAUCCACAGUUUCUUAAGAACCAGGUCAGACAAGAAAUCCAGUUAGGAGUUGCCGCCAUCUUCUGGAUGAGCUUCCCCACAGUAGCCCUUUUCUUCUGCGAGGUCAGGGGAUUCAGCAAACUUUAUGACAACUUCAGUGAAUCCUCGCUGGGCUGGCCUGGAGUCUUCCUGAGCGUCGCUGGAUUCUUGUUCUUCACUGAUAUGUGCAUCUACUGGAUUCACCGGUGCAUGCACCAUAGGAGCAUUUACAAGCAAUUACAUAAGCAGCACCACAUAUUCAAGAUCCCUACGCCAUUUGCCAGCCAUGCCUUCCACCCAAUAGAUGGCUUCCUGCAGAGCUUACCCUACCACGUCUACCCUUUCAUCUUCCCACUCCACAAGGUCGUCUACCUCUCACUCUUUGUUUUUGUCAACAUUUGGACAAUUUCCAUACAUGACGGAGACUACCGUAUCCCGGGCUGCCUGAUAAGUCUAAUUAACGGUGCUCCUCACCAUGUAGACCAUCACCUCUACUUCUACUACAACUAUGGACAAUACUUCACACUCUGGGAUCGCCUAGGGGGCUCAUACCGACACCCCUCAGCCCUUGUCGGGAAGGGGCCACAUGACCAUGUCCGGAAGGUCAUGGCCAACUCUGCAAAGACAGAGUGA